Messenger RNA from Chlorocebus sabaeus (green monkey), 2545 nucleotides. Lineage: Eukaryota; Metazoa; Chordata; Mammalia; Primates; Cercopithecidae. The record is from RefSeq and is a predicted model, not a curated record.
ACGGGGGCGCUUUCCCCCAUGCUGUUCUCGUGAUAGUGAGGGAGUGCUCACGAGAUUUGCUGGUUUUAUAAGGGGGGCUCUUCCCGCUUUGUUCUCUCUUACCUGCCACCAUGUGAGACGCACCAGCUUCCCCUUCCACUGUGACUGCGGGUUUCCUGCGGCCUCCCCAGCCAUGUGGAACCGUGAGUCAUUGAAUCUCCUUUCUUUAUAAAUUACCCAGUCUUGGGUAUUUCUUUAUUGCAGUGUGGGAACGGACUAAUACAGAGGCCAUAUAUACAAAAUUUGGAUGUGCUUUCCUAUUUAACAAGUAACUGUGAGGUUCAGAGCAAGAGAAAUGCUGGCCUGCUGACUAGGCUGCCAGACAAGGCUUUCUUCCACUUAGCCCUAUGACGUGGCAAACCCACGGCAAUCUGAGUGUCUGCGGAAUGUAAGAAUGUUAUAUGGAGGGCCAGGCACAUGGUGGCUCACACCUGUAGUCCCAGCACUUGGGGAGGCUGAGGCAGGUUGAUCACUUGAGUGCAGAGAGUUCAAGACCAGCCUGGGCAAUAUAGUAAGACCCCAUCUCCUAAAAGAAUGUUGUGUGGAGCCUGUGGCAAACCUUGACAGGACAACCACAAUCAUGGUUAUUGAUGAGUAUUAUUGAGUGGCCGUCUCAUCAACAGGUCACCAUUCCCUUUUGAGAAACAGCUGCUGUCUUGCUCAUGGGUGGAGUAGACAGUGUAUUUCACAACAGUUCACUAAGAGAUCAUGAAGCAUAAGCUGUCAGUCAGUACCUGGUGUUACCAAGCCAUAGAGACGGGCCUGUCCAGCAAAACUAUUAUAAACAUGGAGGCAGUACAUGUGAGGUUUGUUAUGGACUGAAUGGUGUUCCCCAAAAAUUCAUAUUUUGAAGGCCUAGCCCCCGUUUGGAGACAGGACCUUUAAGGAAGUGAAGUAACCAUCAAGGUUAGGUGAGGUCAUCAGGGUAGGUCCUGACCCAAUGGGACUGGUGUCCAUAAGAAAAGGUGUGACACCAGACGUGAGCACACACAGGAGAGACCACGUGAGGACCCACGGAGAAGGCGGCUAUCUGCGAGGCAAGGAGAGAGGCCUCAGCAGAAACCAACCACAUAAGCACCUUGGUCUUGGACUUCCAGCCCCUAGGGCCAUGAGAAAUACACUUCCAUUACGACAGCCCCAACGGACUGACACGAGGCUGUCCUCAAGCAUAUCCGAGACACCCCGAAAGUCACAUGAGCAGGAGGCUCGCCCUCCGAAGGCACCCACUCCCUCUGCAAUCCUCCUUCCUCCACCUGCAUUUUUCGUUUUAUGGGGAGUUCCCUAAAACAAGUUGAGAAAUGAAAAAUGGAGCCUGGUGUACAGAUGGUUCUGCAUACUAGGCUGGCGUGGCGGGUGGGACUCGGCAUCACAGCCCUACUCCAGCUGGCCCUGAGGGACGGGGUGGAAAGGAAUUCCAUGCAGCUGGCCAAACUUCAAGCCUCACACCUGAUUAUCCUCUCCUUUACCUGGAGGGCCAGUUGAUGAUCAGGGACUUAGAAGGCACAGGUUUGGAGGAUUGGGGUUGAGGAGGUAUGUGGACCGACAGACCGUGUGGAGGGGGCUCUUGUGCUCCACGUGCGUGCUCCCCAGGGCUGCUCCUGCACCUGCAAGCUCGGUGGUGGUGGUGUGUCGGGGAGGGGGGUGUUCAGGGAGUUCCCAGCUCUGCAGAGGUCGCCAGCUCUGCUGCUCCAUCCCACCCUUUCACAAAGCGCCCAUCGGUGUGGCCGUGGUGGCGUGGAUGGAGAUUAUAUGUGGUCUGAACACCAACAAGUGGGUGCGGGCCUUCCUCUCGCUUUACCCUGAAGUCCCAGCCCAGAAGCACGGGCCGUGGUGAGCUGCGAUCCCAGGCCCCGGCGAAGAGCAGAGAUUGUGCAUCUCAAACCGCAGCAGCCGCUUCAUUUGCUCAAUGCCAGACUCCAAAAAGCAUUUCUCUCGCAACAGGCCAGGGGAGGCAGCGUUCGGGGAUGGGACGCCAAGAGUUAAGGGUGAGGCCGCACGCGUGCAGCUCCCCCGUGCUGCGCAUGGCGCUGGGAUCGGCCUGAGCGCUGGUGAGUCCCUCUCAGGCCGCAGCGCCCGGUGCCAGUCACCUGAGCCGGGCCGGGUCCCAGCUCCCCACACGCGCCCCGCGGCCCCCGGGCUAUUUUCAGCCACGCCGAGCCCUGUUUUAGGAGCCUGCACGGCGGCUCCGCGGAGACCGGGACUGCGUGGGGGAGGAUCGCGGCGGGGGCUGUCACCGAGCAAGGAGCGCGGCCGCGGGGAGCGCCCGGGAGCAGGGGCGGCGGGGCGGGCCGGGUUCGGGGCUCCUGCUCGCGGUGACGGUGACGCGCGCCCCCGCCCGCCGCCUCUGCCAUGGCCGAUCGAGGCCGUCGGACGCCGCCCAGAGUCGCUCGCGGGGAGCCUCGGUGAAUGAGAAGAUGUAGCACAGCGGCAGCCCGGGUGACACCUGCUGGGAGCUUGGCGUGGACACCCCAGCCACCCCCAGCCCAGCCCAGCCAGAGCACCCUGC